UUCUGUAGAGGUCCCAUGAAAGGUCUUGGGAUGCCUGGCACGGGGGCGCGUAUCAAGCGAAAACCUCUUAGAUGUCAAUGGAAGGUGGCAUCACUUCCGUUUUUGGUGCGAAAGGCGACCCCGGCAAAGGCCCGGGCGGAUGCCCCGGUGGCCCAGGCGGAUGCCCCGGUGGCCCGUGCGGCCCAAGUGGCCCGUGCGGCCCAGGAGGCCCGGCUGGCCCCACAGGUGGCCCAGGUGCCCCGGGUGGCCCAGGCGGCCCGGGUGGCCCAGGUGGCCCGGGCGGCCCAUGUGGUCCAUGUGGUCCCUGUGGCCCAUGUGGUCCAUGCGGCAUGGGAAAGGGCCCGAUGAAGGGCUCAGGGCCUGGCAAAGGUCCACCUGGCAAGCAAAAACUCGCGAUAUGCCAGUAUUGGAAGGAGGGACGAUGCAAUAGAGGUGAAAUGUGCUCGUACGCACAUGGAGACCAUGAGCUUCGAACUCCUGCUCCGCCAAUGCCACCGAUGGGCAUGAAAGGAGGCCCUCCCAUCGGCAAAGGUAUGGGGCCUGGGGGAAAAGGAGGUCCACCAGGUCCAGGACCAGGACCUGGAGGUGUUAUGCCACCUCCUCCGAUCCCGCAGAACCGAAAGACGCAGCUUUGUGUCUACUUCAAGGACGGUCGUUGCACACGCGGCAAUGCAUGCAACUACGCUCAUGGAGAGCACGAGCUGAUAGACAGAGGGCGUCCUCCAGAACGGCCUCCGCCUCCAGUUCGCCAUCCUGUUAACAGCAGAUUUGAUGUCAGAUCUGGCCCUCAGGUCCGUCCACCUCGUGAUUCGCGGCCUUCCAGAUCUAGGUCUCCAAGGCGACUGAAAAAGGUUGCCUUUGCUCGGUCAGAGACGCUAGUGGCCAUUGAUCGGUCAGACUGUGCCGUAGAUGGUCCGCCUGUUGAAGAGCCUGCAGCUGCACCAGAUGAGCCUGACCUUUCUGUCAAUGGGUCGUCCACGCAGAAAGUUGGCGAGGACGCCAAGGAGGAGAGUGCAAAGGUCGGAGAAAAUGGUGACGCUGCCAAAGAGGGCAUCCAAGUGGAUGUAGAGGCUGAGGUUGAUGGGGAACAGGAACGAGCCACUGCGCCGAAGGCUGCUGCUCCUCCUGCUCCUCCUGCUCCUGCUCCUCCUCCACCUCCAGUGCCAAUGUCGUAUCUUCUCAGUGAGGAUGGCGCGAACGAGCUGAACGAGCUCUAUGGCAUAGGCGCACAAUUGCUGCGCAGUAUGGGCUGGCACCCUGGAGUCGGAGUGGGAGCCAAUCUGGAUGGUGAGCUUGAGCCUGUAUCCGUCCAGCUACUUGGGUUACCCUCCACCCAUUAUGGCCGGAAGGAUCGUCGGUGUUUGGGAAGACGGAAACCCAAGCGCUUUCGAGACUCCGACGAGUCAAGUCCAUCGAGGACCCCAUCCUCAUCAUCCAGCAGAUCGACCAGCAAAUCAUCACAAAAAAGCUCCAAGAGCAGCAGUCCCUCUAGCAAAAAGAAAAAGAAGAGAAGGCGAAGAACUAAGCGGAAGAAGCAGUCGCGAAGCAGUUCAAGCAAGAGAUCGUCUGCUUCAAGCAGUAGUUCUUCAAGCAAAAGCAGGAAAAAGAAAAAAGGUAAAUUUACUUCGGAAGCGCCUGCUGGCAAUCCUGCUGGAGCAGCAGGUGCUGCAGCAGCCAAUGUCGCAGCGCCACCCCAGGCGGCAGUUGUUGAAGAUCCAGAAACAGCUCAAGCCAAAAAAAGAGUGCUGGCAAAGCUCACAGAGCUGCAGAAAGUGGAGCCCAAAGAGCAGCGAGCCAAGGAGUUUCGAAAUCUUUUGCGUGACUGGCAUCCAGACAAGAAUCCGGAGAAGAAGGACAUGGCAACAGCUGUUUUCCAGUUCCUCCAGAAGGGGAAGAGCUUGCUGAACCUCAAGUGAGGAGGUGCUGAAGCAGCCUCCAAGUCCUGUUAAUGAGAGCCGGAACUGCAGGCCACUACACAUCACGAUUUCUGACUCAAACUCCUUGGUACUAUUUUCCACCCACAACUGC
Messenger RNA from Cladocopium goreaui, 2028 nucleotides. The record is from the annotation of a GenBank genome assembly. NCBI's taxonomy places the organism in Eukaryota, Dinophyceae, Suessiales, Symbiodiniaceae.